AUGAUCGUGGACAAGGCGGCGUUCCUCGAGGACGACGACGUCGUCCUCGGACCCGACGUCGCCCCGCCGAAGCGCCCUCCCCCGGGCGCGCGCGAUGGCGACGGCGACGCGGACGCGAAAGAGAACGCCGCCGCGCCGGGAACGUCGCGCGGCGCGAAGGAGAAGGAGUGGUGGGAGGUUGACGACGACGAGGCGGAGUACGUGCCGCUGAAGAAGCGGCGCGACGCGAAGGUUCACGAAUCCGCGGCGCGAUUGGGGCACAAACCGCGCGGCGUGGGCGGCGGCGGCGGCGGCGGCGGCGACGACGACGGCGCGGGCGGCGGCGGCGGCGACGGCGGCGGCGCCAGCAACGUCCGAGAGUUCGCCCCCGCGGCGCAGAAGGAGACGACGUCGCUGCUGUCGCGGGCCGCGGGAUUGAAAGAGAUGGCGAACAAGCAGACCCCGGCGCAGAAGCUCGUGGAGGAGGAGGCGGCCAUCAUGAAGAACAUCACGGAGAAGAAGGCGCUGAUGUCCGCGCAGGAGAUUUCUAAGGACGUGACGUACACGCAGUCGAUCGAGACGGGGUGGAAGCCGCCGACGCACAUUUUGAACAUGACGGAGGAGGAAUGCGAGGACGUGCGGGAUAAGUGGCACAUCAUCGUCGAGGGCGUGGACAUCCCGCCGCCUAUCAAGUCGUUCAAGGAGAUGAAGUUCCCUGGGCCCAUCUUGAACGAGCUCGCGAGGAAAGGCAUCGCGCGCCCCACGCCGAUUCAGAUCCAAGGCUUGCCGGUGAUCCUCACGGGGAGGGACAUCAUCGGGAUCGCGUUCACCGGGAGCGGGAAGUCGCUGACGUUUAUCCUCCCCAUGAUCAUGUCCGCGAUGAUGGAAGAGCGGCGGAUGCCGCUGCAAGGGAUGGAGGGCCCGUGUGGGUUGAUUUUGUGUCCGUCUCGCGAGCUCGCGAGGCAGACGCACGAGGUGAUCGAGGGGUUCACGGUGGAGCUCUCGAAGCAAGGGAUGUCCGAGAUGCGAAUCAUGCUGUGCAUCGGAGGGAUCGACUCGAGGGAGCAGAGCGACAUCGUGCGCGAUCGCGGGGUGCACAUGGUCACCGCGACGCCCGGACGGUUGAAAGACUUGCUUCAUCGCAAGCGGAUGAACCUGGACAUUUGCAAGUACCUGUGCCUGGACGAGGCGGAUCGAAUGGUCGACUUGGGGUUCGAGGACGACAUCCGCGACAUCUACUCGUUCUUCAAGUCGCAACGCCAAACGCUCUUGUUCUCCGCGACGAUGCCGGUGAAGAUCCGCAAGUUCGCGGAGAGCGCGCUCGUGAAUCCGAUCGUCGUGAACGUCGGACGCGCCGGCGCGGCGAACCUCGACGUCAUCCAAGAGGUUGAAUACGUGAAACAAGAGGCGAAGAUUGUCUACCUCCUCGAGUGCUUACAGAAAACCGCGCCGCCGGUGUUGAUAUUCUGCGAGAACAAAGCGGACGUGGACGACAUCCACGAGUACCUGUUACUGAAAGGCGUCGAAGCCGUCGCGAUUCACGGCGGGAAGGGCCAGGACGAGCGCGACUGGGGCAUCUCGGAGUUCAAAUCGGAGCGGAAGGACGUCCUCGUCGCGACGGACGUCGCCGGGAAAGGGCUGGAUUUUCCCAACAUCCAGCACGUCAUCAACUACGACAUGCCGGAGGAGAUUGAGAAUUACGUGCACAGGAUCGGCCGCACCGGGCGAUGCGGGAAGACCGGGAUCGCGACGACGUUCAUAAACAAGAACCAGUCCGAGACGACGCUGUUGGAUUUGAAGCACCUGUUGAGGGAGGCGAAGCAGAGGAUACCGCCGGUGCUCGCGAUGUUAGACGAUCCGAUGGACCAGGCGGAGGAGCUCGCGAAGUUGACCGGGACGAAAGGGUGCGCGUACUGCGGCGGUCUCGGACACAGGAUCGGGGACUGCCCGAAGCUCGGGAACCACAGGGAUAAGGAGAUCAGCGGCAUGGGGAGAGUGGACGUGUUCGGCGCCGGCGGGUUCGGAGGGGAGAUGUGA
Micromonas pusilla CCMP1545 is the source of this 2016-nucleotide messenger RNA. RefSeq names its product DEAD/DEAH box helicase. NCBI's taxonomy places the organism in Eukaryota, Viridiplantae, Chlorophyta, Mamiellophyceae, Mamiellales, Mamiellaceae. Bases 1 to 2016 code for a protein of 671 amino acids. The transcript has a single exon. The record is from RefSeq and is a predicted model, not a curated record. Gene Ontology annotation, molecular function: zinc ion binding; ATP binding; RNA binding. Gene Ontology annotation, cellular component: spliceosomal complex. Gene Ontology annotation, biological process: mRNA splicing, via spliceosome.